Molecule: messenger RNA, 965 nt
Organism: Hirundo rustica (Barn swallow)
Lineage: Eukaryota; Metazoa; Chordata; Aves; Passeriformes; Hirundinidae
Gene: ABRACL
Product: ABRA C-terminal like
Exons: 3
Coding region: 226-555 (109 amino acids)
Biological process (GO): regulation of actin filament-based process
Source: RefSeq, a predicted model, not a curated record
GGAACGGCGAUGCCUUUAGUUGUGGCAGUGAGAAAUUUUGGGAGAGCCUUGGUGCGAGCCGUGACUCUCACUUGGGGGGGCUGGCGGCAGCUUCAUCGCUUUGUAGGAGUUAAUGCAGCUCUCAGCUUAAAUGCGGGUCCUUGAGAGAGGACGUAAACGUCCCUGUGAGGUGAAGAGGAAGAAAGACAAGAGCAGCAGGGAAUGCCAUGACACAAGACGGGGAAAAUGAAAUGGCAUUCUUUCUGCAGCGUAGGGUGCGAGGAUAUGGAAAUACAGAUACACUGCAACACAACUUUAUCGAGGACCACAAUGAAUGUGGAACAUGAAAUUAGCCUCUUAGUUGAGGAGAUUCGGCGGCUGGGAACCAAAAAUGCUGAUGGACAAGUGAGCGUGAAAUUUGGUGUGCUGUUUGCUGAUGAGAAGUGUGCCAACCUCUUUGAAGCCCUGGUGGGAACGCUUAAGGCGGCAAAACGACGAAAGAUCGUCACUUACCAAGGAGAGCUGCUUUUACAAGGUGUUCAUGACAAUGUGGACAUCAUGCUGCUUCAGGACUGAUGCAGUAUUUCAGCUAUGCAUUAAUGGAAUUGUUUGAAACAGUUUGAUAAUCGAACAGUUGUUUGAUUUGCCACAUACUCCUAAUAAGGCUGAUCAUUCCAAGGCAUUUUGAUGUAUUUUGUAUAUCUUUAUAGUCAAAAGAAAACUGUCCUAUUUUGGAAAACAUUCCCUUUUGUAAGUCUUCCUGAAAUGGUACUGUAUGUGAAUAACGUAAAAGAUGCCAGAUCUUUUUCUUUUUUUUUUUACUUUUUUUUGGUUUUGUUUUUUUUUUAAUCUCAGGUAAUUCUCUCAAAUGUCUGGUGGUCAUUUUCAACAUAUGAAGAAGAAGACUGGUGAUUUAAUGUUUACAAAUGAAAAUGUGCCAUGAAAGUAUCAAAUAAAAGCACAUACUUAAAUUUGUGUUAUUCUUA